This is a messenger RNA of Lagenorhynchus albirostris (white-beaked dolphin), 1368 nucleotides long. It is a transcript of the gene GCNT4, whose product is annotated as glucosaminyl (N-acetyl) transferase 4. Gene Ontology annotation, molecular function: acetylglucosaminyltransferase activity. Lineage: Eukaryota; Metazoa; Chordata; Mammalia; Artiodactyla; Delphinidae. The coding region runs from base 1 to 1368 and encodes 455 amino acids. Gene Ontology annotation, cellular component: membrane. The record is from RefSeq and is a predicted model, not a curated record. The transcript has a single exon.
AUGAAGACAUUCAAAUGUUGUUUUAAAUACCACCUAAAGCAGAAAGUUUUCAUCCUGUUUCUAACCCUAUGGCUGUUCUCCUUGUUGAAGCUUCUAAAUGUGAAACGCCUCCUCUUCCCUGAAAGAGGCAUUUACUUGGUUGAGUACUCGCUAAGUACCUCGCCUUUUGUAAAGAACAGAUAUACCCAUGUUAAGAAUGAAAUCGGGUAUGAGAUUAACUGUUCAGGUGUCUAUGAACAGGAGCCUUUGGAAAUCGGCAAGAGUCUGGAAAUAAGAAGAAGGACCAUCAUCGACUUGGAUGAUGAUGAUGUUGUGGCAAUGACCAGUGAUUGUGACAUUUAUCAGGCCCUACGAAGCUACCACGAAAAGCUUGUUUCAAGGGAGGAGAAAAGCUUCCCAAUAGCCUAUUCUUUGGUUGUUCACAAAGAUGCAAUUAUGGUUGAAAGGCUAAUCCAUGCUAUAUACAACCAGCACAAUAUUUACUGCAUCCAUUAUGACCGUAAAUCAUCUGAUACCUUCAAAGUUGCCAUGAACAAUUUAGCUAAGUGCUUCUCUAAUAUUUUCAUUGCUUCCAAAUUAGAGAUUGUGCAAUAUGCGCACAUUUCCAGACUCCAGGCUGAUUUAAAUUGCUUGUCAGACCUUCUGAAGUCUUCAGUUCAGUGGAAAUAUGUUAUCAACCUGUGUGGGCAGGAUUUUCCUUUGAAAUCAAACUUUGAAUUAGUGUCAGAGUUGAAGAAACUCAAUGGAUCAAAUAUGUUAGAGACAGUGAAACCCCCUAACACUAAGAUGGAAAGAUUCACUUAUCACCAUGAACUCAGACAGGUGCCUUAUGAAUAUGUGAAACUACCAGUGAGGACAAACGUCUCCAAGGAAGCCCCCCCUCAUGACAUCGAGAUAUUUGUUGGCAGUGCUUAUUUUGUUGUAAGUCGAGCAUUUGUUAAAUAUGUCCUCAACAGCUCCCUCGUUAAAGACUUUUUUGCCUGGUCUAAAGAUACGUACUCGCCCGAUGAGCACUUUUGGGCUACCUUAAUUCGGGUACCAGGAAUCCCCGGGGAGAUUCCUAGGACAGCCCAGGAUGUGUCUGACCUACAGAGUAAGACCCGCCUGGUCAAAUGGAACUAUCUAGAAGGCCUUUUCUAUCCCAGUUGUACUGGCUCUCACCUCCGAAGUGUGUGUAUCUAUGGAGCAGCAGAACUAAGGUGGCUUAUGAAAGACGGACAUUGGUUUGCUAAUAAAUUUGAUUCUAAGGUGGACCCUGUCUUGAUUCAAUGCUUGGCGGAAAAGCUUGAAGAACAGCAGAGAGAGUGGAUCACUUUAUCUUCAGAAAAGUUAUUUAUGGCUAAAACAGCCACAACCACAUUAGGAUAA